Besnoitia besnoiti is the source of this 3546-nucleotide messenger RNA. Its product is annotated as putative GTP-binding protein engA. Gene Ontology annotation, molecular function: GTP binding; ribosome binding. NCBI's taxonomy places the organism in Eukaryota, Apicomplexa, Conoidasida, Eucoccidiorida, Sarcocystidae. The transcript has 13 exons. The record is from RefSeq and is a predicted model, not a curated record. Gene Ontology annotation, biological process: ribosomal large subunit assembly. Bases 1 to 3546 code for a protein of 1181 amino acids.
AUGGCUAGCAUAAACCAUGAUUUCGCCAAUUUUCGGCCCCCUCUCUUCCUCUUUCUCUCGCUUCUCUGGCUCCUGGCGGGCGCCGACAACACGGUUGCGGGCUUACGAACGAAUCGGCGCCCGCUCUCUCGCGAAGCUUCAGUCGCUGACGUGGUGCCCGCCGCCUGCAGCGGCGCUGUGCUGAAUCCUUAUUGUUCUUUUUUCCAUCAUCUUUCGUGGGCGCCGCGCUGCGCGACUGCGAAUUGUCAAGAGACCUCGGAUCCGCCCACGCAAAGAGAACCUCGAGACGCUCUCGAUCGCGCUCGCCAUUCAGCUACGCCGCUUCGCCCCGUCGGCUCGGGAUUUCUCGCUGAUUGGGAGUUCAGCGCAGCUCUGCAUGCCGUCGAAGCGGCUGCAGAGGAGAAAGGCGCCAGGUGGAGUCGGCAAGCCGUCCUCCCUCCGCCCUCUCGCGUUCAUCUUUUGCCUUUCAACGGGUUCGUUCGUGGACACGGACGAUCGAGGCCGCCCUUAUUUCUCGACGCGACCUUGUCUCCAGCGAGCUUGCUGUCUUCUGAUUUUGCCUCGUUCUCGUCUCUCGCAACGACGCAGCUGCAUCGCAUCCCUCCCUUCCUCUCCGCAGGCCAGGCGCAGCGCGUUGGGGACGAUUCACCCUCACUCGCGCACGGCGUCGCCGCGUUCUGUCCCGCUUCUUCUUCUAGUCGACGUCAGAAGCAGCGAAUGCCGCCAUGGCGAGCAAGCGCCCUCGAUCUUUUUCCGUCUGCGGCCGGUUGGAAGGGCAGCGAAAGAAGACAAAAGGGUCCUUCCGGCGCACGCCCUCUCGGGCUCCGUAGCGCCUUCCUGCACAGCAGAGACGCUGCGGACGCGUGUGGCGCGGCAGCCCUCCCUUCGUUGUUUCUUGCCUCUGCCUCGUCCUCUCGCCGGUAUCUCCUUCCGUCGCGGCGAAUUACCCAUGGCGCGUUUGGAGUCGACGGGCGCGUUUUCUGCAGCAGACUGUGGGAAGAAGCGCGGGCGCGGGGGGCGGCUCGUGCGACCCUGGAGCAGACGGCAGGGCGUGCGUCGCCAGACUCUUUAGACUCAAGCGUCGCCUCGCCCUCUCCUUCUGCGCUUUCGCUUGCGAUAUCGCCCUUCACUUCGGCCUCCGCAGCGCGUCCCAAUCGUCACCGCUCGGCGGAAGGCCUGCCUUGCGCGCGGCGCGCGGAGAAGCGAAGGCGCAACGCGCGGGGGGUGGGCGGCCGCGAGGGGCGACAGCCAAGCGGCAAACCGACAGCCUCAGGCGCCGCGCCAGCCGGAACGCGGAGAUGCAGGGCGGACGCAGAAGGACUUGCGAACGCAGCAGAUGCUGCCUGCGGGGACGAAGAAGGCCACAACCGCUCGCCACGUCGCCCGUGCUUCCUCGCCUGGCGCGGGGACUCCCCUCCGGACGCAGGGCGACGGCUGCGAAGCGGGCGCAGGCGCGCCGAGCUGCGGGCGGAAGAAACAGAAGAAGCGGCGACGGCUGGCGGAGUGCAGCAGACCGAGGGAGAAGACGAAGAUGGCGAAGAAGGCGACGAAGAAGACGACGGAGACGAAGAUGCGUCUUGGCGCGAUGGGGACUUCGCGGCGCCUCUCGCGGGUGGGGAACGUUCUCCCGAGGACGAGCGGGAAAGGGCUGCCGCGCUCACACGUCUGCGAGAAGCAAGACGACGCGACCCCGAGACGCCGCGAGAAAAAACAGACGCCGACGGCGCCAGUCCCGCGUGGUCGCGGCCAGCCCCGUGGAUCCGACGCCCGCGAGGCGGCAGACGCGCGGAGCUGCAGCUGGCUGACGAGGCAGACGCGUGGGAAGAAGAGGAAGCAGACGAUGCAGAGACCGAGACAGCGGAAGAACGCGGCUACGGACUGGACACGCCGCGGGCGCUCGAGCAAAGCGACGGCGAAGCUAGGCGAGGGGGGGGAAGCGAUCGAGAGUCUCGCGCGCUGGAGGGAGACAGGCAGCUCUCCAGUCCGCGGCCGUCACCUCAGCAGCUUAUUCGUCGCGAUGACACUUUUCCGCGCAUCUGCCUGCUGGGGCGACCGAACGUCGGCAAAAGCACGCUCUUUAACAGGUUGAAGGACAGGGACGAUGCAGCCUCCGAUGCGAUUGUUCGCGACGAGGAAGGAACAACGCGAGACCGCCACUACGCCUUCUCGCUCUGGCGCGGUCGCCCCUUCGUUGUCGUCGACACUGGCGGGCUUAUAUUCGAGGAAGACCGCUACGCUGCAGCGCUCUACGCCGACGAGAUUCGGACUCAAGUGCAGCUCGCCCUGCAGGAAGCCGCGUGCGCGAUCUUCGUCGUCGACGGCCGACACGGCCUCGAUGGAGAGGACGAGGUGAUUGCGGAGUUCCUCCGCCGCUCCGGGAAGCCCGCGGUCGUUUGCGUCAACAAGAGCGAAAAUUACCGCUCGGGGCGGGCGGCCGCGCAGGAAUUCUGGAAGCUGGGGCUCGGCGAGCCUUUCCCCUGUAGCGCCGUGGAAGGCGUCGGCGUCGCGGAUCUUCUUGAUGCCUGCUUCCGGCACGUUCCGCCGCUGGAGGCCUCGUCGCAGAGACUGACGCGGGGCGACACGAUAAGAACCGCAGAAGGCACGGCAGAGCCCAACAGCGCGACCGCACGCGGCGACCGCGCGCGGACGCGCCAGGGAAGAUGGCGGGGGCUCGAGGAGGCGCUCGGCGGCUCGAGUUUCGCCAGGGAAGACGUGAGUGUGGCAAUCAUCGGCAGGCCGAACGUCGGCAAAUCGCAGCUGCUCAACCGGCUGCUGGGGUUCACGCGGAGCCUCGUAAGCGCCGAGGCGGGCACCACUCGCGACGCCGUCGACGAGCUCGUCAAACGAGACUCUCUCGUGUAUCGCCUCAUCGACACUGCGGGCAUUCGGCGGGCGCGCGUGGUGAAGGCCCAGAAAGGCACGGAGUUUGUCAUGGUGAAGCGCGCCGAGAGGGCGCUGGCGAGGUGCGACGUGUGUCUGCUCGUCUGCGACGCGGAGCGCGGCCUCGUAAAGCAGGAUGUGCUGCUGGCGAAAAAGAUUGCGGAAGAAGGUCGCGCUGCGGUCAUCGUCAUGAACAAAUGGGACACAGUCGACACUGCCGCCACAUCGCAUCAGGAGGUCGACACUUACAUCCGGUCGGUGUUCUACCCGCUGCGAUGGGCUUCAAUCGUGUACGUCUCCGCCAAGACCGGCAAAAACGCAGCUCGUAUCUGGGCGGCAGUCAACGAAGCUGUUCAACAGCACCGGAGGCGACUGGGAACGGGUCUGUUGAACUUCGUACUCCGGGACGCGCUCGCGGUGCAUCCGCCUCCUCUCAUGAAGGGGAGAAAGCGAGGAAAGAUCUACGUCGCGCAGCAGGCGUCCACCCAGCCUCCGACAAUCGUGGUGUUUUGCAAUAAAGCGGACUACUUUCCUGAGGUGUACCGCCUCUACCUAGAUUACUCCACGCGCACAGCCUUCAAUUUUCACCAUACGCCAAUCACGUGGAUAUUUCGCGAAAAACGACGCCGCCAGCUGGAAAAGGUUUCUCGCUCGAGGGCGACAUAA